Messenger RNA from Spea bombifrons (plains spadefoot toad), 2013 nucleotides. RefSeq names its product piggyBac transposable element derived 5 (gene PGBD5). Gene Ontology annotation, cellular component: nucleus. NCBI's taxonomy places the organism in Eukaryota, Metazoa, Chordata, Amphibia, Anura, Pelobatidae. Gene Ontology annotation, biological process: non-replicative DNA transposition. Bases 16 to 1833 code for a protein of 605 amino acids. Gene Ontology annotation, molecular function: transposase activity. The transcript has 7 exons. The record is from RefSeq and is a predicted model, not a curated record.
AGGAGACCGAGCGUGAUGAUGAUGAUGGUGUCUGAUUCCCCGGGAAGCGGUGGCAGUAGGAAGAUGUCCUUGUCCCUUCUGGAAGCAGCACGCUCUCGGUAUGAGAGUCUGCAGAUUUCCGAUGACCUUUUUGGGGAGUCCGGAGAUGACAGCAGUAGUAACCCCUUUUACAGUACCUCUCCUGACUCGCGCUCCUCAGCCACAGGCAGCUCCUCGGAAGAUGAGGAUCGAGGUGGUGGGGAAGAGCCCCCCAAUUUGGGGCAAGGAGACGUCCAAUCGAAAGGCCACGGUGAGCCAGGAGAGGUGCACGAUCACACCGGCAUUGCACCCAGGCCAGGAGCUGACUUAAAAGUGGGGAGACACGGUGCAUCACAAGGCAGGAACAGGAGUAAGAGGAGGGGGAGAGCUGAAGACAUGACAACCCCAGCCGGAACAACCACAGAUGACCCUGGCAAUGAAGGGGAAAUCGGAAUUCAGUGUGAGAUGCAUAGUAAAGAUGUACAUGGAGGCCCUGGAGAUAAACUGAAGGAGGAAGGAUGGUCACACACCCUUCAAGAUGUGCCCACCCCCACCUUCAAGGAGACCAGCGGACCCACUCGUAAAAUGCCACCUACUGCCAGCGCAAUGGAUUUUUUCCAGCUGUUUGUCCCUGAUAAUGUAAUAAAGAAUAUGGUUACACAAACCAACAUGUAUGCCAAGAAGUAUCAGGAGAGAUUUGGGAGUGACGAUGUAUGGCUGGAUGUCACUCUGGCCGAAAUGAAAUCCUUUUUGGGCUACAUGAUAUCAACUAGCACGCAACAUUGUGAGUCUGUGCUUAGCAUAUGGAGUGGUGGGUUUUAUAGUAAUAAGAGUAUCUCUCUUAUCAUGACUCAGUCAAGAUUUGAGAAAAUUCUGAAGUACUUCCACAUUGUGGCCUUCCGCUCCAGCCAGACAACUCAUGGGCUCUAUAAGAUUCAACCCUUUCUUGACUAUCUACAGAAUGGCUUUGACUCAUCUUUCAGGCCUUCCCAAACCCAGGUGCUACAUGAGCCUUUAAUUGAUGAAGAUCCAGUUUUCAUUGCUACCUGCACAGAAAGAGAAUUGCGCAAAAGAAAAAAGAGGAAAUUUAGCCUGUGGGUUAGACAGUGCUCUUCUACAGGAUUCAUAUGCCAGAUAUACGUCCAUUUAAAAGAAGGAAGUGGCACGGAUGGCCUCGACACCUUAAAGAAUAAACCACAACUACAUAGUAUGGUAGCCAAAAACCUGUGUCAAAAUGCCGCUGGAAAAAACUACGUCAUAUUUACAGGUCCGAGCAUCACAAGCCUGAAUCUUUUUGAAGAAUUUGAGAAGCAGGAUAUAUAUUGUUGUGGAUUGUUGAGCUCCCGUAAAAGUGACUGCACUGGGCUUCCUCUCUCAAUGCUGAACAGUACAGAAGUGCCAAAAUCCCGCGGGGAGUAUGAAAUCAGGAUGAAGGGGAAUAUGUCUCUGAUAUGCUGGUACAACAGAGGACAUUUUCGAUUUCUCACUAAUGCAUACUCACCAGUUCAGCAAGGUGUCAUCAUUAAAAGAAAAAGUGGAGAAAUUCCUUGUCCUUUGGCGGUUGAAGCGUUUGCUGCUCAUCUCAGUUACAUUUGUAAAUAUGAUGAUAAGUAUAGCAAGUACUUCAUUUCACACAAACCAAACAAAACCUGGCAGCAAGUAUUCUGGUUUGCCAUCAGCAUUGCCAUAAACAAUGCCUACAUCCUCUACAAAAUGUCUGAGGCCUACCACGUGAAAAGAUAUAGCCGGGCUCAAUUUGGAGACAGACUUGUACGAGAGCUACUGGGACUGGAAGAAACGUCACCUUGCCAUUGAUACCAAGCUUGUCUUCAGUCUCAUGAUGAUUGCCCGGGAAGCAAAACAUGAGGCCGAAAACUCUGGAUUAUCAUUCAGGGAUCUUGAUCUCAAUUACACCAACCUACUAAAAAUCAUGAUUUAAUACCCAUUAAGUCAAGAGGGUUUGCUGCAUCUGUGUUGUAAUUCUGAGAAACAAAA